CUACGACUAGGUAUGGCGACACUGCCAACAGGGCACCUUCGAUCGAUGGGCUGCUGUCAAAAAUCUUAAAAUAUUUAUAAAAUAAUAGCAAUAAGAAAAUUAAUUUAUAGCUCGAUUUCCUUCGGUUUGCUGUUUGUUUUAAUUUGUAUCUAGACAAUAAUAUCAUUUGUUGGUAGCAGCACCAUCGAGUUUGUGAGAGUGAAAGUGUUCGUUUCUUGUUCCAUGAUAGUGACGGGGCUACUCGUAGCCGUCGGAGCAUAUGUGAGGUGGCUGGUGAAUGUUACGUAAGCGGUGGUAGCGCGGCAUGUCGUGGAUGAAGCGGCCGAAGGGCGGCGCACCGCCGCUCGCCGACCAGCAGCUCGCCGCACCCCAGCUAUAUGGAAAUCAGCCAAGCGCAUAUCCAAACUUUCCGAGUGGCACAGGUGGGAACAAUCCUCCACCUCCACAACAGUACUGGCAAGCACCUCCGCAGCAGCAGCCACAGUACAACCAGCAAUAUGGCCAGGUGUACCAACAACCAGCUGAUUAUGGUGCCAAUGCUAACCAAUACUACCAACAACAAGCACCACCACAGCAAUACAAUCAGAAUUACCCCAACCAAACAUACAACCCGCAACAGGGUUAUCAGCAGAAUUUUUAUCAAAACCAAGGAGUUCAACAGCAAAAUUAUGUUCCAAACAAAAGUAAUGACGGUUGGGAAGACAAUUGGAACUGGGGCUGGGAGGACCAAUCCAAAGCCCAGAAAGCUCAAGGCGCUGCUCCACAGCCAGUGCCUCAGCCUCCGCAACCAGCAUAUAACAAUGCUAAUGUUAUAGAAGAAAGCUUUGCUUCCACAGACAGUUGGAACUGGGCCAUGGAAGAGAAGAAGGAAGUCAAGGACCACCCGCUGGGUGCUAACCAGGGAGUUAUCCCACAGGCAGUGAGAAAUGUUGAGCCUAGUCAGGAUAAUAACUUAGUUAUCGAGGCAAACCAGCACAAUUCCAAUCUGGCUGCUACAGAGGAAGUUCGGACUCUGAAUGACACAGAGAUUAUUAAGGAGAGACUACCUAAUCUGGCUCUGGGCAAGCGUUUUCAUAUAGAUAAUUUAACUCCUCAAUGGUCUAUAGAGUCACAAAUGUCUCAAGACUCAAGUGAUGGCCCUCAGACACAGUCUGAAGGAACUUUUAGAAGUGAAAUGCAGUCUCGAAACUCUGAUAAGUCGAAUUGUUCUCAGCAUAGUCUCGAUGAGCCAUAUCCUCAAAACCCGGAGUGGCCACAGCAAUCUUUAGACGAGCCUGGCUUGGAAAAUAACACUUCCAGUAUUCAUCAACAUGAAAUUCACAAUGAGUUGGCAAACUCCAUGCAAGAAAUGAGUAUAACUAAUAGUGAGAAUCCAGCACCUGAUGCAUCAUUAGCCAGAGAGACACAUGUUGUGAACAGCCAAGAAAAGCCCUUGUUACUGCCUCCUGUUUCAUCUGUUCCACCAUCAUUACCAACUACUCAUGGAAGUCAGCCAACACAACUACCACCUUCUUCACAACCUCCCACAUCCUUACCUCCUGCUCCAACAUCUGCCUCUAUACCUCCUCCAACAUCUGCUGCUAUGCCUCCUCCAACCAAUUUUCCUCCGCCUUCUUUACAGUCUACAAAUCCUUUCAAAAAUGCUGGACCAUUCUCACAUAAGAAUGCAGGCAAAGUAGCAGGGUCAAAUCCAACAUCCAGCCAGCAAUUUCCACCUCCUACAUCCAGCUCAAGCUUGACAUCUCCUGGAGUAGUCAACAAGGUAUCUCAACAUAGCAGAGCCCCCCAGGGCUUUAGUGCUAACCUGGAGACAACUCCUGACAACUCAGAGAGGCCAGAUCAUCCACAAGUGAUGCCAUUCAAACCCAUGCAAGUUGCACAGCAAGUGCCAGAGAAUUUGGAAGUGGCUCCGAGGAGUGAUAGGAACGAAUAUUUGCAAACUGCACAUCUUUCGAGUGGAGAUUAUGGAGAAAAUACAGAUUUUAGUAGAAAUGUACCGCCUCCAGGUUUGAGGAGAAUGGUAGUGGGGCAGCAGGAGUCUGAGUAUAAUCAAAACAUGAAUAUGUCUGGGGAUGAGCCUCCUCCAGGACUGGCGCGGAUGGUGCCGGGGCAGCAGAAUGAGGAAGAAAAUAUUUACAAUCAACCAAACGAUAAUUACUUAGAUCGGCAUAUCGAUGGCCAGCCGACAGAAAGUGGCUCGCGACCGUACAGACAAGCAGACGGUCAACAAACGCCUGAUAACUAUACUCAACCUGCACGGGGAGACAGGCGACCGAUAGGGCUCGAUAGGAUGGUUCCAGGAGAGCCAAGUAAUGACGAAUAUUCUCAAUAUCAAGCGCCAAAUUACUCCAGUAACGAACAGCGGGUAGUGACGGGCGUCGACCGUGAUUACCCCGUCCAGACUGACGCAGGGCCGACUGACGUCAGAGAACAGAACGUUGACGGGUCGGACUACUCUAUCCAACCAUCCCGGAAUGAUUUACCAGAUUUCCCCACACCGGAAGAGCAGCAAAGAGAGGUUACAAUGGAAGGCGAGAACUUGCAAGACUUGAGUAUAGUUUCAUCGACAGAGAUGUCGUAUUCGCGCGAGCACACGUUGGAAGGCGCGGAUAUGAACACCACAGACCUGCCUACGGACCGUAAAACGGAUUCGGAUCUGGACCGUCCCGUGACUAGUUCUAGGAGACAGUCGCUAAAUCACGUGAAUACGUCUGGUGAUGAUUCAGAAAGAGAUAGGAUGUUUAAGAAUUCGCCGAGAAGGGAUAAGCACAGAGGUUCGAGGGAUCGGGAUAAGGAAGGAAGGUAUUCCCGCGGGGAUCGGAAGUUCGAGCGGGAACCCGAGCGCCGCUCGGGGCGGGACCGCGACCACAGCCCCGACGCGCGCAGGCCCAGGCGCAGCGCUAGGUCGAGGCGCUACGACACUGAAGAUACGGAUUAUUACAGCGAUCGCGAGAGGGAAAAAAGACGUUACCGCGAAGGCUCCUACACGUCGAAGCCGCCGCGGCCCGACGACAAGGAGCGGCGCUACGACGACCGCCGCCGCUACAACACCAUCGAGCGCGAGCGCCGCUACAGGGACAUUGACCCCGCCAGGAAGUACGGCAACCUCAGGCGCGACAGAGAUGAUGAGGAGAGGAGGCGGGUUGUGACAUUCUCGGGCGAGGCAAAGACUAAUUGUGGUAGACGCGAAGACGAGCUGGGCUCGCCGUCGCGGGCGGAGUCCCGCGACCCGCGCGACGACCGCGAGCGCCGCCGCGGGGACCCCUACCGGGAGCGCCGCUCGAGGCAUUCUCGACCUUAUUACGAUAGCCACGGCUACGGCGGGUCGUACUCGGACCCGUACCAGCUGCAGCGCGCGCAGUACGAGUACUACGAGCACCUGCGGCACACCGACCCCGCCGCCUACAUGCAGGUCUACAAGCAGAUCAUGGCGGGGCAGAGGCCGCCCGACUUCUCUUCUAAAGUGGCGGGAUUCAUGGCGCUGCGCGAGUUCCAGCCCGAGGAGCGCGGCUCCGUGCACUCGGGCCGCUCCAGCGCCAACGACCUCAAGGGGCACGACACGUUGUACGCGUACCGCUCGACGGGCGGCGCGGGGUCAAUGAUCGGGGCGGGCAAUGCUUCUAUGAGGACCGAUUUCUCUGACAGGGACCUGAACACGGACGCGUCCCUCAACCUGCAGCUAGAGGAGUCCACCGUCCGCUCGGAGCGCAUGACCCCGUUCAAAUACUCCACUGCGCACAUCAAGGGCAGCAUCUCGUCCCGCAACGUGGUGGUGGUGCGGCCGUCGUACCCGGUGGACGGGCGGGCCGCCACGGUGCACGUGCUGGCGCUGAGCGCCGCGCUGCGCCGGGACCCGCGUCGCGCCGAGCUCGCUGCUUACCCUGGAGUGCUGCUCAAAGGUGUGACACACAAGAAGAGCGUGAUCGAGUACUGCAUGGCGAAGGCUCGCUCGGCGUACAACGACGACCGCCGCGACCGCAUCGGAUAUAUCCUGCUGUGGGAACUACUCGCUCUGUUGCUGAGGCAGAACGGGGUUGUGGUGGGCGCCGACAUAGCGGAGCUGCUGAUGAAGAACAAGCGGGAGCAUGAGUUCCACAGCGACGCCCGCGCCGCGCACGCGCACCACGCAGGCAGCCGGCGGGAGUCGCCGCUGUCGGGGUCGGCGGACGAGCCGCUCGGCGAACUCGACGGUGUUGAGCAGCCGGAAGAUCGACCGGCGGUGGACGAGGCCACGGCGCUGGCUCGGCUGCGGGAGCUGCUGACGUGCGGCAACCGGCAGGAGGCGAUCGAAUGGGCGAUGUCGUCGCAGCUGUGGGGCCACGCGCUGCAGCUGGCGGCGCACUGUGAGCGCCGCACGCGGCUGGCCGUGCACGCUCGCUUCGUGGCCACACUGCCGCCCGCCGACCCGCUGCACACGCUCUACAAGACACAGCACGCCAAGCUGCCGCCGGUCGCCACUUGCGCGGUGGACGGCGCGGACGGCGUGGACUGGCGCGCGCACGCGGCGAUCGUGCUGGGCAGCGCGGACUCGAGCGCUGAGCACGCGGCGCGCGCGCGCAGCACGCUGAGCGCGCUGGGCGCGACACUAGCGGCGCGUGCACUGCCGCACUCCGCGCAGCUCUGCUUCGUGGCCGCCGGCGCCGAGCCGCAGCCGCAUCCGCUGCAGCCGCUGCUCCCAGUCCCGGUGACGACGGUGCCGCGGCUGGCGCUGCUGCUGGCGGACCACAAGGCGGCGACGCUGGACCAGUUCGCCACCAACGAGGCGAUCUUCGCGACUGAGAUAUACGAGUACGCGCUCUCGCUCAACAGGGACUACGUCAUCGACUCCAUGCAGACGUACAAGCUGCUGCUGGCGAUACGCCUGUGCGACGUGGGCGAGUACGAGCGGGCGCUGGCGUACGUAGAGAGUGCUGCGCGGAAUGCGGUGCGGGAGCCGCACAGAUACUGUGCGCGGCUGCUGCGGGCGCUGGCGGAGCUGGCGGACAGACUGAAGUACCACGACCCGGCGCUGCUGGAGGAGACGGAGGCGGCGCUGGACGCGGACAAUGCGCCGCCGUCGCCGCAGCGGCAGCAGUGGCUGCGCGACGUGCGCCGCGUCGCCGGCUGCGCGCAGUCGGAGGAGCCGGCUGCGCCGCAACACGCGUACGACCAGCUGCAGUGCGGCUGGGGGGAACAGCCUUUGCAGCCACAGCAACAGCAGCAGCAGCCGUACCAGCCGGUGCCCACAUACGAGGCCCACCCGGCCCCGGUGCCAGCGGAAGAGACCCCCGACUACGCGGCGCAGUACUACCAGCAGCAGCCCCCGCCCCCGCCCCCGCAACUCAAUAAUGAGGCGGUCCAAGCCGCGGCGCCCCCCGCGCCCCCCGACCCGGGGUACGCGGACCCGGCGCCGCAGGACUACUGGCAGCCACUGCCGGACCCACAUUACUAUAAUGAUACCACGCCGAAUUCGAACGGUGACAAUGUGGACGCCAACGCGCCUCGGCCAAUGAUCACUAUGCCGGGGGGGAACGGGGCCGCGAGGUUCAACAACCUCGACGACGACAGGCCGCCCAGCGCUGAUCAAUCUGAGCGCGAGUCGGAGCCGCCCCGGACGGCGGCCAGCAAGGGCAGAGAGGACGGCGGCAAGCGCUCGGGCUGGCUGGGCGGGCUGCUGGGCAAGCUGGCGCUGCGCGCGCCGCAGCAGAUGAUCCUGCCCGACGACAGCGACCCCACCAUCGUGUGGGACGAGCAGAACAAGCGCUGGCGCAACAAAGAUGGCGACGAUGACGUCAGCGGCCCGCCCCCGCCCCCGCCCAAGAUUACCCCGCCCGCGCUCGCCCUACAACGUAGCUCCUCCCCGCCGCUGCAGGCGCCCGCUGGCGCCGCGGCCCCGCCCGUGACCAACAUAUUCAAGAUGCAGAAAGGAAGGCACAUAAAGAAGUCGUACGUGGACGUGCUGAACCCGGGCGGGGCCGCGCGCGCGGCGCCCGACGCGGCGCCCCCGCCGCCCCCGCCCGCGCCCCCCGUCUCCUACUUCGUGCCGCAUCAGGAUAUUGACAAUUUGACCAACGGUCACUAACAGAGCGGCAUCUUCGACCCGUCGCAGGUGCCUUCAGACGACUACCACAACAGCGGCAUCUGACGCAACCCCCCCCCCCCCCCCCCCCCCAGCUUACCAACUAAGUGUUAAUUAGUUGUGACUAGUGACGACACAAUACGAUUGUAUUCACCAAUGUUAGGACCAGGGAAACACCGCCAUGUUGAAAAGAAUUUUCUCUGUUAUGUCAUUUUGUGGAAUACUUUUACUUUGAAAAAUAAAAUAGGUAUAUAUUGGCGUCUGACGUCUACGCAGCAACUGCCAUCUAGCGGCCGUAUCACCAGAGAACAGAUCAGUCAACUAGAUAAGGCAGUCUAUGUUGAAAUGACACGCGCCAAUAUUGCAAUUUACUUACACAAAAUGUUGCGUAACCUAUAAAGGCGCGCGUCAUGAGACGACGUAUGCCGAAUGUGAAGUCGGCUCGAGUCGACGCUGGGACCUCGCCUGUAUGAAAUCUCGCUUUAUCAUGUUGUCUCAAGGACAUACCAUCUUAUGCUUAGUCUUUAUUCCAAGUUCACACUAUUAUACUUUGAUUAUAGAAAUUAUUAUAUGUAGUCUAUAUCUGUUUUUAGUCUCGCCAAACUAAUUUCUUUCUAAGUAACAGUGUUUCACAAGAUGUUACUAAAGUAUUAUUAAUUGGCAAUUUAUAAUGGCCGUUUCUAUAUAUUACUGGUCGAAGUGUAGUUUUAAAUUACCAAUGUGAUCGGGUUGUUAGGUUUAUAUAAUUUUCAAAUUUAUAUUAAUUUUUCAUUAUCAAAUUAUUCGAUUUAUUUAUCCAUUUCAAAUGCUAUUUUACGUGUAAGUUAUUUUUAAUUUUUCCCUUCUAUGAAUUGUGUUUCUUGACGAUAGAAUCGAUCUUGUCGCUUCGAAUGUGCAAUACGGGCCUUAGCAAACACAAAAAAAAUAUCUCGUAGAGAAAAAAAAUCCUUAUUUUCUUCUUAUCGAAUGUGCUAUUGCAAACAACUGGUGAAAAAACACUGGUGUCCGAUUAAAUUCACGUCGCCUAUAGGCAUCUGACAUGACAUUACAUCUAUAGUUCUAAAAUGUACGCGCCUUUUUACUUCUACAUUUGUGCUUGGACGAAAAUCCUCAUUCAGGUGACAACCAUUACUACUUAUCUAGUUGGUUGAGGUCAAACGACCAUUACACACUGGCGUUAAGAGUUUCCAAACUGCCUAACGCCCUCUAAUUAAUCCAAAAAAUUACGGUAUUCAAAUAAAUAUGUCUAUUUAUCUAGAUGCAAAGGUUGAAGUAAUGCCAGGAUAUUAAAAAGCAAUUUCAAACCAUUCGUCCACCCUACGAACCGGUGCAAAUGCGCCGGAUAAACGAUUGUUUACCUAUUGUGUCUCGACGACCGGUUAACUCGGUGAGUAGGUGAUAAAAAUGAAUUAUGAAUGUCUAUAUUAGCGACAGGCCCAAAAUCUCUUAUCUCUAUACCUAUCUAUAUAUCUAUCUAUAGUGGACAAUAAAUCUAUCUCAAAAUGUUUGUUUAGUUGUCAAAUAUUAUGUAAAAUAUCGCGAUGUACAGUUAGCUCCAAUUUGUAAAGGAUUGUAGUUAGAUGAAGGUCGGUUGUAUGAUAUUGCCUUAGUACCGCGGUGCCGGUUGUGUGUAUAUUAGCUACGGCGUGUCUCGGCAACGUAUUUGGAAAUGUAUUAUAAUUAUAUAAUUCAGAAACUCGCGGAUAUAUUUAAUUAAACUGUUUAUGAUAAUGCUUA
This is a messenger RNA of Plodia interpunctella (Indianmeal moth), 7795 nucleotides long. It is a transcript of the gene Sec16, whose product is annotated as Secretory 16. The transcript is spliced from 29 exons. Gene Ontology annotation, biological process: Golgi organization; COPII vesicle coat assembly; autophagy. NCBI's taxonomy places the organism in Eukaryota, Metazoa, Arthropoda, Insecta, Lepidoptera, Pyralidae. The record is from RefSeq and is a predicted model, not a curated record. Gene Ontology annotation, cellular component: endoplasmic reticulum exit site; ER to Golgi transport vesicle membrane. The coding region runs from base 305 to 6061 and encodes 1918 amino acids.